AUGCUAGAAACAUUUUUAAAGCACCAAAACAACUACUAUCACGGAAGAAUGGAGCAUGGCAAUAUGUCUGCAUCCAAUAACCCACUAAUUCGCAGUCUCCAAGACAAAUACUCACCUUUCCCCCAGCAACAUUGGUUUGGUACAAUUGACCAUCCUCAACUUGUAGCCAAUACAUUUAGCAGAGCAGUGACUAAAAAGUGGAACCGAUAA
Molecule: messenger RNA, 210 nt
Organism: Phycomyces blakesleeanus NRRL 1555(-)
Lineage: Eukaryota; Fungi; Mucoromycota; Mucoromycetes; Mucorales; Phycomycetaceae
Exons: 2
Coding region: 1-210 (69 amino acids)
Source: RefSeq, a predicted model, not a curated record